AUGUUUGGUAAAAUCCAAAAGUGUCUCCCCGAGACCAACCACACGCCGGCGAAAACCACCCCUCGCGCGACCAAAAUAACCGUAAAGAACAUCAAAAUCGCCACACACAAGUACAAAAUAAUCUUCUUGAACCAAAUCGGCGCCAACGGAAACAAGCACGCCAGCAUGACCAAAAUAGCCACCGCCCAAGAGGCGAUCAAAAACGUCCAACUCAUCGGCUGGUCGUACGUCCACGCGUAA
This is a messenger RNA of Bathycoccus prasinos, 240 nucleotides long. RefSeq lists its product with no specific name. The record is from RefSeq and is a predicted model, not a curated record. NCBI's taxonomy places the organism in Eukaryota, Viridiplantae, Chlorophyta, Mamiellophyceae, Mamiellales, Bathycoccaceae. The transcript has a single exon. The coding region runs from base 1 to 240 and encodes 79 amino acids.